Messenger RNA from Rhagoletis pomonella (apple maggot), 911 nucleotides. RefSeq names its product aprataxin-like protein. Bases 93 to 650 code for a protein of 185 amino acids. Gene Ontology annotation, biological process: single strand break repair; double-strand break repair. The record is from RefSeq and is a predicted model, not a curated record. The transcript has 3 exons. Lineage: Eukaryota; Metazoa; Arthropoda; Insecta; Diptera; Tephritidae. Gene Ontology annotation, molecular function: double-stranded RNA binding; single-strand break-containing DNA binding; mismatched DNA binding. Gene Ontology annotation, cellular component: nucleus.
CGCUGAGGCGUUCAGCAAUAGGUGAAUUGUGUAGCUGAAAGCCUGAAAAGCUUGUUGUGGAGUUGUACUCUAACGAUAUAAAAGAAAAAAAAAUGACAAAUUCCGUUGGCAACGAAUGGGCUGCCGCCCUAAUAACGGAAAUAAAGGAUCCCAAAAACUACAUUAUCUCAUCCGAGAACGCUGUAGUGAUAUAUGACAAAUACCCAAAGGCGCGCCAUCAUUACCUCGUACUGCCCAAAGCAGUUAUACCGGAUGUAUUCCAUUUAAAUCUGGGCCAUUUAUCCUUACUGGAAGAGAUGCAUUUCCUCGCACAAAAUGUUAUCGAAGUGAAAAGCUUUCAGCUGGACGAUUUUAAGAUCGGUUUUCACGCGCAGCCCAGCAUGCAACGAUUACAUUUGCAUGUAAUUUCCAAGGAUUUCGUAUCCGACUGUCUCAAAAAAAAGAGACACUGGGUUAAUUUUAAUACUGAAAUCUUUCUACAAUAUCAAGAUGCUUGUAUUAAACGUUUCACAAAGGAAAAGAUUGAAGAGUUGACUGCCUCCACGCUUCAAUGCAAUCAAUGCGAAUUUGGAGCCAAAAAAUUACCAGACCUGAAGCGUCACCUGCUCGAGCAUUGGGCACAGAGGCAGUCAGAUAAAUUUUUGUUUUGAUGGGAUAACUCUUCUGUAAUGAUUGGAUCAAAAUAACCCAAUUUUCAAGAAAAAAUGCUUUGGAUAUCCAGUUAAGUAAUUUUAAUCAAGUUUUGUCUUAAUUUAUUCGAUAAAAUCAUCAACCAUACCCAUUUCUAAAUCAAACCCGAUUGAUUGUCAUUAGAACAGAAAUCAACACAACAUGGAACUCUCAUAUACCUAUCUGAGAAACAUACUAUGUACCAAGUGGAAAAUAUUUAGGGCUAUCACUGAAUCCGAAUA